Messenger RNA from Dichomitus squalens LYAD-421 SS1, 3219 nucleotides. Its product is annotated as N1221-domain-containing protein. Bases 1 to 3219 code for a protein of 1072 amino acids. NCBI's taxonomy places the organism in Eukaryota, Fungi, Basidiomycota, Agaricomycetes, Polyporales, Polyporaceae. The record is from RefSeq and is a predicted model, not a curated record. Gene Ontology annotation, cellular component: cytosol. Gene Ontology annotation, biological process: cytoskeleton organization. The transcript is spliced from 18 exons.
AUGGUAUUGCCCCAGGUAUCCUCCUUCUUCAACACCGCGCGCGACGUUGACCCGCCCAAUGCUCAGCAAGGAGUUGGCCUCGAUUCCAUCACGCUCGGCCAACUCAAGGCCAUGGUCGGGUCCGCACCAAAGCCCAAGCAAUCUUAUUACGACUUUCGUUACGACGACGAGGACCACGUUCUCAACGAAAUAGAGGAGUUCUAUUCAUACGUAGAGAUGCCACAGGUAGCGGAGAACCUCAAGGCAUGGGAAGGUUCCUUUCCUGGAGAGUGGACCACCAGCUCGUUCGCACAGCGCAAGGCGCACGUUCAGGUCUUGCUGGAGAGCUUGGAGCAUCGCGACGCCGAGAUCCGUUUCACGAACGCGCGACGGGUAUUUUACGUCCUUCAAGGUACCUUUGCUGAGACCACCUCUCCGGAGGAUCAGCUGCACUGGAUCAUUGAGAACUGCAAGGUUGUCCGGGCCGCGAAUGGUUUGAGUAACAUCAUAGAGGCCAUCAAAAUCGCGAGCUCCAAGCAUGAUCUCCUCUGCAGCCUAUCGGAUGCCGAUGCGGCGCAUUUCAAUAUCUCUUCACAGGAGAAGGCUGACUUCAUGGAGGAGGUUACCACGGAGCUCUCCGUCUAUCUUGGGAUGUUGUAUCACAUGGUCGAAGUAUUCAAGGGACACGAUGACUUUGCUGAUGAACUAAUGAGCCUGGAACCGCCACUACCCGUUUAUCUAUUCAAUGUAGUCGCAGGCCUGCGGGACAAAAGCGCCAAGGGGUACCCUGUGAAGAAAUUGCUACUGGUCCUUUGGAAGACGAUUCUGACGUGUUGCGGCGGCAUCCGCGAGCUAGCGUCUGUGAAGAAGCUUACUCGAGAACUCGCAGGAUUGUCUCCAGUACCGGAAGAAGCGGUUCCGAUCAAGGCGUCUCCUAUUGACCUUGAAGUCUUCCGACAAGAGAUUUCUGUGAAGUAUCCGACCUUCAAUCCUAAGCCUGUCACCGUUCUUGCAUCGGCGCCUGUACCGACCUCCAAGCUGGCGCAAGCUUAUUCGCCCAUUCCGGUACGACACCACUAUGAACACGAUGGGGGUGACUCGCAGCACCAGGACCAAUCGCAUGGAAGCAUGUCGCAUACAUACAACGCCACCCAGCCUGGGUCGUCCUUUCGUGGAAUGCAGCCAGCCACACCAGCCCCUUCGCCGCCACCCUCCCCCAAGCCCAAGAAGCAGCAGUUCCAGACGGACCAAAACCGGCCCUUCCUCUUCCCGUUUUCUCGAACGCGCGUCGGCUACAAUGACUCGCGACUGGUGCCGUUCGCAAUCGACGAGGCAGACAAGUUAUAUGCGAAACACAUGUACGUCAGCCUGUCCUUGUGGCAGAUGUGGAAGACGCGCGAGGAGUGCAUGACCGUCGAGAGCGGUCUGGAAUACCUUCCUGGCGCCGGGCGACCUUCUGAGCCUAAGGUCCCGCCUAUCUCUCCGCAACAGGACGACGAGGGAGGCGAGUCAUUGCCCGACGUGGCUAUACUGGACGCCAAGAUUGCGGAGGCAGAGAAAGCGAUCGCGGAAGGGGAGACGGUCGCAGAGAAGCGCCGUGCAAUGGAACGCAAGGAGGACCUGAUGCGCCUGAAAAGGGUCGAGCAGAUCUAUAGCGCUGUGCUGCCCGUGCUGUCCGGAUGGGUGCUUGUGCUGCUCAAGCUACUCCUCGCAACCGUGUCGACCGCCAAUAGCACCGGUCCGCCACAUUCUGCGACAGGCACGGGAUAUCCACCUGGCGUUAUCUCUCCUCUCGAACAGGCACCUCCGAAACCUGCCACCCUCGACGAGACGGAUGUGACGCGGCAUCGUGAGAUCACUUCCAAAGCGGUCUCGGCCAUCUUACUAUUGACUCUGAAGUGGUUCAAGAUGUCUCAUGUGAUGAAGUUUCAUCACCUGGGGCAGCUGUUGCUUGAUACCAACUGCCUCCUGCUGAUACUGAAGAUUUUUGGACUUCAGGAAGUCUCCACUGCGGUCGUAUCAAAGGCAGACGCUCCGGAGCACAACUUCUUCCGCUAUUGCCAGACGCACUUCGCCCGGCGGUCAGAGUCCGGCGGCGUGUCGGACGACCAGAUGCAGCGCGCUUCGCGGCAGACCAUCGUGCGGACGACCAUCCUCCCCAACGGGCAGAAGCACGAGGAGGAGGUGGACCUAUUAACCGACUUCUCGUGGCGCAACUUCUUCUCUACGAUCAACUUUGCCAAGAUCAUGCAGAAGCUGUCCAAGCACCGGUCGCAUCGCAUACGCAUGCUCGUGCAAUACAAGAGCUCGGCGGUCCUGAAGCGGAUAUUGAAAGUGCAGCACCCAAUGCUGCAGCUGCAUGUCCUCAAGUUGAUCAAGAGUCAAGUUCCGUUCUGUGGUCGGAAGUGGCGGCAGUCCAACAUGCAGGUCAUCACGGCUAUCUACCUGAAUUGCAGGCCCGAUCUCCGAGAUGAAUGGUUGACUGGCAUCGAGGUGGACGACGUGUAUGACGCGCAGGCGCAAGAGCAAGCGUUGCGGCACCUCGUCAAGUUUUACAACAACAAGCGGUAUGGUGUUCAAUCCACUGUGCAGUCCAACGCCCACCGGCGUGCCGCGAGCAUCUCGCAUCACCUCGAGGGCCUCCAUCCCGGCCCUGAACUCUCGGGUAUGCUUCGCCCAGUCCAAACGCCGAAUACGGUCGAUGCAGAUGUCUUCCCGCCGCUCCGAGCGCAGACAACCGAGCCGUCCAUCUUCCUGCCGUAUGUGACGGAAGACAUCGCCUUCGAAGAAGAGUACGAGGAGUAUCUCCGCUGGUCGGAGAACUCCGACACGAGCUCGCAAGGCUCGUCCGCGUGGUCACGCUUGCCAGAGCUAAUGCAUGACAUCGCGGACGGCAUCAGCGACAGCGAGAGCAUCGUCUCGAUUGGCGAGCUCGGCGACGACGCGCGUCUAGAUCACACGAAGGAGGCUCGCGACGUCCCUGACGAGAAUGUGAACAACUGGGAGCAUAUGAGUCCGAAGACGAUGGCUGCGCUCGCCAAGUCGCCUUCUGCGCACGGCCGCAGAUCGAGUUCAGGGAGCGGAGGCCUCCGGCCUGUCUUGCCGUUGGACUUGAAUAGUGGCACGGCUCUGGAUGAUACGGACGACGACGAGGAAGAGCUCGGACCUAUGCCGAAGGAGCCUUCUGGUCCGUUCCAGUCUGGCGGCAGCGUUGAUGAGGUCGAAUAUGCAUACGGGUGA